Calidris pugnax (ruff) is the source of this 2865-nucleotide messenger RNA. It is a transcript of the gene SH3GLB2, whose product is annotated as SH3-domain GRB2-like endophilin B2. Gene Ontology annotation, cellular component: cytoplasm; membrane. Gene Ontology annotation, biological process: membrane organization. The coding region runs from base 285 to 1523 and encodes 412 amino acids. Gene Ontology annotation, molecular function: protein binding. Lineage: Eukaryota; Metazoa; Chordata; Aves; Charadriiformes; Scolopacidae. The transcript is spliced from 13 exons. The record is from RefSeq and is a predicted model, not a curated record.
GGGCCGCGCCCGCCGCCCGCGCCCCCCGCCUCUCGCGGCGCUCCCCGGGAAGGCCAGACCCGCCCCCGCCGGCUGUCAGCACGGUCCGACGCUCCCUUCCCGCCGCUGCACCGCCCUCCCGCCCGUCUCGGCACCGGGAGGCGCGGCGGGUGACACAGCGCCCUUUUAAGAGGCGGCAGUGCGGCUGGUAGGAGGGCAUCGAUCGGCGCUAUAAAGGGCGGGCGUGCGGCGGCCGCGGUGACAGCGGGGGCGCGGCGGAGGCGGCGGCAGGUCCCGGUGCCGCCAUGGAUUUCAACGUGAAGAAGCUGGCGUCGGACGCGGGGGUCUUCUUCUCCCGCGCCAUGCAGUUUACUGAAGAAAAGUUGGGCCAGGCUGAGAAGACUGAGCUAGACGCCCACUUUGAAAACCUUCUGGCCAGGGCAGACUGCACAAAGAACUGGACAGAGAAGAUCUUGCGUCAGACUGAGGUUCUGCUACAGCCAAACCCUAGUGCCAGAGUAGAAGAAUUCCUCUAUGAGAAGCUGGACCGGAAGGUGCCUUCCCGGGUCACCAACGGGGAGCUGCUGGCACAAUACAUGACAGAAGCAGCUAAUGACUUUGGGCCAGGGACACCUUAUGGGAAGACCUUGAUAAAAGUUGGAGAGACCCAAAGGCGCUUAGGUGCAGCAGAACGGGACUUCAUCCACUCUGCCUCCCUCAACUUCUUGACUCCACUGCGCAACUUCCUGGAAGGGGACUGGCGAACCAUAUCUAAAGAGCGGAGGAUCCUGCAGAACCGUCGCCUGGAUCUGGACGCCUGCAAAGCCAGGUUGAAGAAAGCCAAAGCUGCCGAGGCAAAAGCAGCGUGUGAGGGAGAUGCUGUGCCUGACUUUCAGGAGACUAGACCUCGUAAUUACGUUCUCUCCGCCAGCGCAUCAGCGCUUUGGAGCGACGAGGUGGAAAAAGCAGAGCAUGAGCUGAGGCUCACGCAGACCGAGUUCGAUCGACAGGCGGAGGUGACACGUCUCCUGCUGGAGGGGAUCAGCAGCACACACGUGAAUCAUCUUCGCUGUCUCCAUGAGUUUGUGGAGUCUCAGACCAACUACUAUGCUCAGUGUUACCAAUACAUGCUGGAGCUGCAGAAGCAACUGGGCAGCUCCAAAGGAGAGAUAUUUUCAGGCACAUUCGUAGGCAACACAGAAUCCACCUCUCCCCCUGCAGCUGCUACCUCUCCUCCAGCUGUUGGUGCUGCCACGCUCCCAGCUGUGCCUACCAUUCCAGUUGUGCCCACCAUUGUCGGGGUGCCUAAUACGGUGGCAGAGGGUGUCCUGAACCCCAACGAAGUCAAGCCCCCUGCCAGCGGGACACGGAAGGCCAGGGUCCUCUACGACUACGAAGCAGCUGACAGCACUGAGCUGGCACUCCUUGCGGAUGAGAUGAUCACUGUGUACAGCCUGCCAGGCAUGGAUCCAGACUGGCUCAUCGGGGAAAGAGGGAACCAGAAAGGGAAAGUUCCUGUCACUUACUUGGAACUGUUAAGUUAAAUGUCUCCGGGAAGAAGAAUGUACGAGCAGAAUGCACCCCUCAUCUCCUGGCACCUCUAAUGCGGAUUUCUUCAUCCGAGACCAUUGCUCUCUUCAGGGUUGACACUCCAUUGCUAAUAAGGGAAUUGUGGGAAAGAAGUGGUAAAACUGUUACAGUGAGGUUUUGGGGAAGGGCUGAUGGCACCCCAGACUGAAUUCGGUAACUCCCAGUGCAGCCUGCUUUGAGGUUACCCUCCAUGGCACCACAUCCCUCCAUUCCUUUUUUUCUGCCCUACCUUGUCUCGUUUAUGGCAGUGGCUUCCCCGGGGCCAGCCCCGUCGUCUCCCCCAGCGCUGCCCCCAAGGUUCUGUCCCACCCCCUGUGUCUGCUGUGGGUUCCUGCCUGUCUGCCCCCCGCCCUCUCUCUUCCUCAGCAGUAGAAUUGCCUGAACUCCCACCAUCAAGCAUUCCCGUGGGGCAGUGUCCCACACCAACCCUCUGACAGGGACUAGCUCUUAGGAUGAGGAGGCUGAAUUUAAGAAUGAGGAGGCUGUUAAACCCACCCCCAUUUGCUCAGCUGUUGGGGAGCAGCGAUGCAGGGCUCCCCCAGAGCCACACACGCUGCCGUGGUGCCUGGUGGCUUCAAGCUAGAACUCUCCUCUGAAGCUGGAAGGAAAUUUCUCUGUGAAAUAGGGUCUGUAUGUCAGAAAUCAAACCUCAGUGCAAGGGACCAUGCAUCUUGCUUGCAUUUCCUCUGAGAAACUGCUCUUGGACUGCGAAGAGUUUACAAGCCUUUUUACAAGCUUUGCUCCCCGUGUUAAUUGUCCGGGCUUUUCUUUCAGUGUGUCUCUUCCAGGCAUGUUUUAGCCUGACUUUAUUUUCACCCUAGAUCACGGAUUUAACGAACGCUUCCCCUCCCGUCUCCGCCGUGAACAGAGCUGGUGCAGCCCCGGGCGGUGAGGGACAGUCCCUCUCCCUGUCACCUCCAUCUUGGCCACACACACCCCCCAGACAAUCCAGGCUGCCCUUCUUGGAGGUGCUGGUUUAGCUCAAAGGGAGCACUCGGGUGUGUAGGCCUUUUAAUCCCAUAAUCAGUUUUUUGGCUAGAGCUGGCCUAGAGGACUCCCGCUGCCCUGUAACUGGUUUUCCACUGGAGCUGGAGGGAAGAGAAGCUCACCUGCACCAAGCUCUCUGUUCACAGCCUUCCCCUCGGUAUGUCACAACUACCUUUGCUUGUUUAUGGAUCUUUUGCACUUUCCCCGACGGUAUCGUGACCACUCUAAUGUAACAGGGCACCGAGCACCUGUGUUAUGUAGGGCUCAUGGUUUUCAGCACUUAAUUUGCCAAUAAACAAACUGCCUGAA